CACCCUUUACUUUUCUUAUCAUUUUGGUGUCAUCCAUUUUCUUUUCUUGGCUUCUUUCAAGACUCCUCGUCUUCCAACUCUAGGUCAAAGUUCAUAAAGUCUGGUUCUUGUGACGCGAAAUGUGACAAGUAAAAGGAAACGGAGGGAGUAUCAAUCAUUUGGCAGUUUAAAGGUCAUUGCACCUAAGACAAGGGAGACUCUCAGGUUUAUGGUUCUGGUGAAUCAUUGGAUGCUUCAGAUUCAGCAGAUAUGAAUUCCGACUCUGGUGAUUUUGAAUGCAAUAUCUGCUUUGAAUUAGCUCAAGAUCCUAUAGUGACUCUUUGUGGCCACCUUUAUUGUUGGCCAUGUCUUUACGAAUGGUUGCAAGUUCAUUCACGCUCCCAUGAAUGCCCGGUAUGCAAGGCUCUCAUAGAAGAGCAUAAGUUGGUUCCAAUAUAUGGACGAGGCAAAGUAAGUUCUGAUCCAAGAUCUCGGUUAAGACCAGGAAUCAAUAUUCCUAAACGCCCAGUAGGGCAGAGACCUCAAACCGCUCCAGCUGUAAAUAUGGACUACCUCCGACAUGAUGAAUUCGAUUCCAGAGUGGGUGCAAGGUUUGGAAACUCAACGUUUUCUGCUCUAGCUGAAGCUAUUCCAGCUUUCUUUAAUCUUCAUGCACGACAUGGAUUUCAUGACGCCACUGUUUAUGGGGCGACUACUGGAGUUCCCUACCUCUUUUCCGGUUCAUUUCACGGGGGUUAUGCUCAUGGAUUCCAUCACUCUAACCACCUAGACGGAACAAAGUUCUUCAUGAAGGUGCUUUUCUUGAUCGUCGGUUUCCUCUUAAUUGUUUCUCUAAUUUCAUAAAUAUGUUAAAAAGUGUAUAUCCUAUAGUAUACUAGACCAGUGCAACUAUAUUUCAUGCACGUCGUAUUAGGAGUUAGGAUUAUGUAUUUCCUGUUAUUAAUUAGCACUAGAAUCUGCACCAAGUUUUUCUCUUCAAUAAAAAGAUGGUGGAGCCUUCUCCUUCAAA
Messenger RNA from Capsicum annuum, 1009 nucleotides. Its product is annotated as postreplication repair E3 ubiquitin-protein ligase RAD18. The coding region runs from base 250 to 843 and encodes 197 amino acids. Gene Ontology annotation, molecular function: ubiquitin-like protein conjugating enzyme binding; ubiquitin protein ligase activity. Gene Ontology annotation, biological process: ubiquitin-dependent protein catabolic process. Lineage: Eukaryota; Viridiplantae; Streptophyta; Magnoliopsida; Solanales; Solanaceae. The record is from RefSeq and is a predicted model, not a curated record. Gene Ontology annotation, cellular component: endoplasmic reticulum. The transcript has 3 exons.